AUGUGGCAGUCCAACAGGAAACGAACGAACUUACUUGUCGUCUGCUCGCACUCCCAUUCACCCCCCUCCUGUCCUCUGUUCUCUGUUCUUCAGUUCUCCUCAUCAUCUCGAGUAUACCUUGACUUUGCGGUGACUGGCUACAUCUGCUCACGGAAGCCUGCAUUUCGGGAUCGCACGCGUUUCGUCCUUCCACUCAUCCUCUCUUCUCCUCUCCUCUCCUCUCCUCUCCUCUUAUUUUCUCUUCUCUACUCUCUCCUAAUCAACUGCAGCUCUUGUGUAACUCAUCUCUUCCAGCCACAUAAAUAA
Messenger RNA from Trichoderma gamsii, 306 nucleotides. RefSeq lists its product as hypothetical. Bases 1 to 306 code for a protein of 101 amino acids. NCBI's taxonomy places the organism in Eukaryota, Fungi, Ascomycota, Sordariomycetes, Hypocreales, Hypocreaceae. The record is from RefSeq and is a predicted model, not a curated record. The transcript has a single exon.